This is a messenger RNA of Galleria mellonella (greater wax moth), 500 nucleotides long. RefSeq names its product immediate early response 3-interacting protein 1. Lineage: Eukaryota; Metazoa; Arthropoda; Insecta; Lepidoptera; Pyralidae. The record is from RefSeq and is a predicted model, not a curated record. The transcript has 3 exons. Gene Ontology annotation, cellular component: endoplasmic reticulum membrane; Golgi membrane; COPII-coated ER to Golgi transport vesicle. The coding region runs from base 157 to 402 and encodes 81 amino acids. Gene Ontology annotation, biological process: endoplasmic reticulum to Golgi vesicle-mediated transport.
GGCUGAUUUUUUUAUUGAGACUUUUGAAAUUCUGUCAACAUUUUAAGAUUUAUGUUUAUGCCAUGUAGUUUCAUCUUCAAAACUUCAUAAUAAUUAAUAUAUAUUUACUUAUAUUUGCAAAUAAUAUUUAUUAGUUUUAUUUAAACGUUUGUUAUUAUGUUAACAUUGUGGAAUUUAUUUGAAGCGACAUUAUUAUGUCUUAACGCAGUAUGUGUAUUACACGAAGAACGAUUUAUGCAAAAAAUGGGAUGGGGAGCAAAUCGUCCAAAUCAGGGUUUUGAAGACCAGUCGUCUAUUAAAUUUCAGAUAUUAAACUUAGUCAGAUCUAUAAGGACAGUAACAAGAAUUCCAUUGAUUCUUCUGAACAUAUUGACGAUAAUAUUUAAAUUAUUACUAGGAUAAAUUACAGAAGUAUUCAUUGUCUAUAUAUAAAUACACUUUUAAUCAUGUGUAACAUUAUCUUGUAAGACUACAUAACAAAAUAUAAAUUUAAAUUUAAA